AUGGAAGAGUACCUAAAGCCCCUAAUACGCGAGGGGCCAAACGAACUAAUUYUUCACGUGGGAACCAACAACAUCUGUGAUGAUAAUCCCCGAGAAGUGGCUGAAGAUGUGAGUGGCAAUUCUGAAUCUAUAUACAAUCCUAUUUCAAAUGUUAGAGGUUUUAAAAUGGCGUUACUAAAUAUAGUUAGUCUUCCUAAACAUAUUGACGAGAUUCGAAUAUCUGAAUUAUUCAAAUCAUUCCAAUUAUUUGCGUUUAACGAAACCAGGCUUGAUCCUUCCAUCUCAGAUGGGGAGGUUAGAAUUUGUGGUUAUGAUUUAAUUAGAAAAGAUAGAUCCAGAAAAGGGGGAGGUGUCUGUAUCUAUCUACGAAGUUCGAUCAACUAUAAAAUUCGACCAAAUAGUAGACCAUUCAUUGUCGCGUCUGUUUAUCGACCACCUGAUUGUUCAAACAACUUCUUUACUGAAUUUGAGAGYAUGAUUAGGGCUGUCGAUAAUGAAAACAAAGAAUUGCAUAUAUUAGGCGAUUUAAACUGUGAUAUGCUAAAACGAAUUCCAAACCAGCCUACCAGAAUUCUCAAGUCAAUUUACGAGAUAUAUCAAUUGCGCCAAACAAUAGAAGAAUCUACUCGUAUUACCAACACAUCAAGUACUCUUAUUGAUCACCAUACUACGAAUUCGAUUGAAAAACUUGCGCUAUCGGGGGUAAUUCAUAUGGGAAUUAGUGAUCAUAGUUUAAUAUAUGCAAUCAGGAAAAUAAAUCCUGUUACAAAGACCGAGGGAAAUGUYAAGAUUAUUGAAUUUAGAAACAUGAAAAGAUUUGACCAGCAACAAUUUAUUGCUGAUCUCCUUGGUCAGCCCUGGGAGCUGAUCGUUUUGGAAAAUAAUAUCAACUCCAUGUGGUCUCGUUGGAAGGAGAUGUUUCUUGAGAUAUUAAAUAAACAUGCUCCUAUCCAACAUAAAAGAUCGAGAUCUUUUAAUGUCCCAUGGCUGUCUAGGCAGAUAAAAGAAUUGAUUUAUACCAGAGAUAAAUUAAAACGUAGAGCAAUUGUAACCAAACAGGAAGAAGAUUGGACGGCCUAUAAGUCCUUCCGAAAUAAGGUUAAUAUUGAUAUGCAACAGGCUAAAACAAAUUACUAUCUAGAAAUAAUACUGUGGUAA
Molecule: messenger RNA, 1158 nt
Organism: Actinia tenebrosa (Australian red waratah sea anemone)
Lineage: Eukaryota; Metazoa; Cnidaria; Anthozoa; Actiniaria; Actiniidae
Source: RefSeq, a predicted model, not a curated record